AUGGUUUUGCCUCAAAUAGAACGGUUAAUUAAUUGGCUUAAGGAGGUUGACGUUGGAAGGAGUUUAGUGGGACAUGCGACUAAGAGGGAGUUCUUGCAAAUGAUGGGAACGACAAAACUGCAUGGAUGUUAUAGACUCUAUGCGGGAAAAACUUACGGUCGUCUGUUCUGGCUGCUUGUGGCUAUCUCAACGGGUGUAAUUUUUGUCAUCGUUUUGGCAGAAUUAACAAAACAAUACAAGGCGAAAAGUGUCAGAACACAGGUUGAAAUAGUAUACGAUUAUGCAGAUGGUCCAUCAAUAACGAUAUGCAGCUGUAAUCCUGUACGACGUGAUUACAUUGAAGAGCUGAAGAGAACGACAACUUUUUCCGAUGGACUGUUAAUGUAUCUGUUGCACACCUUUUUACGCCCAGAAGACUUCGUUGGAAUAAAUGCCAUGGAUAGUUUUCUUGACGGAGAAAGACUGCUGCAAGAUUAUAUGUUUACAUAUACGAAUUUUACUAUGGAAUCAUUUGUUAUGGAAGCCAGUUUCAAAUGUGAAGAGGCCUUUGUGCAGUGUGCUUUCGAAGGUAUCAUGUUUGACUGCUGUAAUGAAAGAUACUCAACCGUUGUACUCACCGACCUCGGAUAUUGUUUUCAAUUUGAUUGGAAUAAACUAAGCAAAGAUUUCAGCCUUUCCUACCACUUCGGGUCCGUUCAUGGAUUCCAAGUGAUGCUUGAUUAUCAGUCAUACAAUGAAAUUUACUUGGUGAAUUAUACAGAUAGCCGAAUAAGACAACCAUUUCCGAACAACUUUGAACCUGGUUUUCGGCUGUAUGUCCACGAUAAGGAUAUUAUUUCAUAUAUCAGUUCUGAAGUUCUUGUCGUCUCACCAAACAAUAAGUUGUCUGCAGGACUAAAGCCUAUUAAGUACCAGUUUUUGGAGCGAUCUAAAGGAGGUACUUGUCGUAAUGCUUGGCCCUCAGCUCUACCGCACAAUUCUACAUAUUCUUCAUCAGCUUGUAAAAUGACUUGCAUUGCGCGGUAUUUUAUUGCGAACUGUGGUUGUAUCCCUCUCCAGUAUAAUAUAAUGAAAGAAGGUAGACUUUGCUCUCCGAAAGAGGUCUUCGACUGUAUUAGCAACUUCACAGAAAUUGCGAGUAUUGUGCGUAAUAUUACUUACUCUCCCUUAUGCCAAGAUUGUGCAAUGGAAUGUGAAGUUUUUAUUUAUUUUACACAGAAUUCUAUUAUCCACAAUAUUCUUACCUCGCUGGGUGAAUAUAUGGAAAGCUUGAAGCAGCAGUAUAAUCCCAGCUAUGUCAAGAACAAUUUGGCAACUGUACAUGUGUUUUUUGCUUCAAAAAAGUAUAAGAUGUAUUCGCAGUCAACACUUUCCGAUUUGUCAAGCUAUUUAAGUAAAAUCGGUAGCGAUAUGGGUCUGUUCUAUGGUGCCAGUGUCAUCUCGUUGUUUGAACUGAUUUUAGUGUUGUUCAAAACAAUUUGGGCACUUGCUUCUCCAUCACGUGCUACUUAUCUCAAAAAGAAAGCCAGGCAAGAGAUGGAAAGAAAACUGCGCAUUGAAGAAAUCAUAAAUGAGUAUUCCAUACCAGAUAAAAUGGUUGGAUAUGCCCCACAAACAGCUAAACGCUCGCGACGUGAAGCGGAUCGAUUGAUGUCGUUGGCAUUAACACCGGAGCAAGCUAGUACAAUUUUGGAAGCAGAAACAUUUGUCGAUUCUAUAUAUGUUCCGUUGAGAAGGAAUAAGCUGUUAUCGACAAUUGGAGGUAACAACAGCAAACGAUGCAUUUCUAUAGUUUGA
Messenger RNA from Cercopithifilaria johnstoni, 1797 nucleotides. The record is from the annotation of a GenBank genome assembly. Lineage: Eukaryota; Metazoa; Nematoda; Chromadorea; Rhabditida; Onchocercidae.